Messenger RNA from Ciona intestinalis (vase tunicate), 1201 nucleotides. RefSeq lists its product as uncharacterized. The record is from RefSeq and is a predicted model, not a curated record. Lineage: Eukaryota; Metazoa; Chordata; Ascidiacea; Phlebobranchia; Cionidae.
UGACAGUAUUGAAUUUCCGCAGCAGUUAGGCAUGAAUAUAUUAAAAUAUUUCGGAUUCGCGCUGGUUUUUCUGUUCCAAUAUGCUCUCCCGUUACGAUGUUUAAACGGGUUGGACAUUACAAGGUCGAACUCCCCAAUCUUUACCGUCGGCAAAAACUCUGCUUCUACGGAAUGUGCCCAGUUAGGCAAUAACGCAACCUGCGUUAGAAUUUCCGCCACCGCAAUUCUUGACACCUACACAGUCGAUGGUAUUGGGUACAGUUGCGCCCCUCAAUCUGCUUGCUCAGCCCUGAAGGCAGAUUGUGCUGGAAGUUUGAGAAACUUGUUAAAAAUUGACCAGCUUAAUUCGGCCACAGUUACAAACUGUAACAUCGGGUGUUGUGAAACUGAGAAUUGCAACGACCGGCCAAUUGGGGGAUCGAGUACCACUAAAGCUUCGUUGCUUUUCGUCGUUGUCUCUGCCCUAGUAGGAGCAAUCACAAGAUUCUAAUUUAUAAUAAAGUAUCGUGUAAUUCUAUAUAUUUUGAUGCUGUAUACCAUCAUUUCAACUGUAUAGUAAGGUGGGGGAAGAUAGGACACAUUUUCAUUCUAUUUUCUCGUCUAUUUAGUAGUAAACGAAGAAAAUUCAAAGAAUUAUAAAACUGUGUUCCCACGACUCCCAUAGACUGUUGUUAGUUAUUUAAAACACAAUCAGAAUAUUUGGAUAUUACAUCCUAAAGGUGUCCCAUCUUCCCCCACCCACCCUACUUUAUAAAGCUCGCUCUCAAGCUAUUGUCUAAUAUUAAGUUACUAAAGUGUCGUUGUAAUAGUUCAUUAUUAAUCCAAUCAAAAAUAUUUGUGUACUAGCCUUUUCAAAAAACGCGUUUUUAAUUCGUGCAUUCACGCAAAUACUAUAUACAAUGCCAAUAAUAUGUAGGCCUACACGAAUAAAUUAGCAAUCACAAACAAUGCGUUUUAGAACUGCUUCCGAUACUUUAACAAAGUCUUCUGUUCUAAGAAGAAUUUUUGCUCGGUGUCUGUGGGAACUGUAGGAAAGUUGUUGAAUGAAUCUAUUACCUUUUUUGCAUGGUAACCAUAGUGCACGUAAGUAGCCUACUCGCAAGAACAAAGUUACAACGCAUAACGUCAUCAGCGUGUUAUCUGCUGUAGGAGGUUGGUUGUUACUCGCAUUAUACGAGUGAAGAAAAGUAUAGUGAAAGUA